This is a messenger RNA of Caenorhabditis bovis, 405 nucleotides long. The record is from the annotation of a GenBank genome assembly. Lineage: Eukaryota; Metazoa; Nematoda; Chromadorea; Rhabditida; Rhabditidae.
AUGAAUUACUCGGAAUAUUUACCAGGACAACCGAUAUCGGAUAAGUAUAGGACACUGAUUCAAGGUCAUUUCGGAAUACCAUUAAAAGAACUCUUUGGCGAUUCAUUGCAAUGGGGAGCUCUAACUUUGAUUGUGCUUCUUGGUCAACACCGCCGCUUCGAGGUUCUUGAUUUCUGUUAUCACCUGCAUCGUGUGCAGAAAGCCGAUUCUAAGGAUGAAGUGUGUAAUGGAAUUAGACUCAGCCGAAUGGUGGACAGAAUUCGGAGAUAUCAGCUUUUGAAUAACCAGAUUUUUAUAAUGUUGACGAAUCAACUGAAUGAGCAUAAUGAGGAUGAGCAUGAAAGAGUUCGCGAGUUCGCGCCGCCCGUUCACCCGAAUUACGUUAACAACGCUAAUCGCCGCUAA